Molecule: messenger RNA, 1539 nt
Organism: Suillus paluster
Lineage: Eukaryota; Fungi; Basidiomycota; Agaricomycetes; Boletales; Suillaceae
Exons: 2
Source: RefSeq, a predicted model, not a curated record
GGAGGGCGACAGUGGCUGGAGACCGAGGGAGGGCAACAGUGGCUGGAGACAGAGGGAGGGCGACAGUGGCUGGAGACCGAGGGAGGGCAACGGUGGCUGGAGACCUAUAGAGGGCAACGGUGGCUGGAGACCUAUAGAGGGCAACAGUGGCUGGAGACCUAUAGAGGGCGAUGGUGGCUGGAGACCGAGGGAGGGCAACAGUGGCUGGAGACCGAGGAAGGGCAACGGUGGCUGGAGACCGAGGGAGGGCGACAGUGGCUGGAGACCGAGGGAGGGCAACGGUGGCUGGAGACCGAGGGAGGGCAACAGUGGCUGGAGACCGAGGGAGGGCAACGGUGGCUGGAGACCGAGGGAUGGCAACAGUGGCUGCAGACCUAUGGAGGGCAACAGUGGCUGCAGACCGAGGGAGGACGACGGUGGCUGCAGACGUGGCUGCAGACCCAGUGUGGGGGAGAGUGGCUGCAGACCCAGAGUGGGGGAGAGUGGCUGCAUAGUACUCCAGCAGGGCAAGACUGGCUGCGGACCCCGAGUGCGCAAGAGUGGCUGGAAAAAAGCAGCGGGCGAGAGUGGCUACAGACAUGGCAAGGGAGAGAGUGGCUGCGAACACAGAGCGGGCGAGAGUGGCUACAGACGCCCCAUGGUCAAGCAUGGCAGAUGACUCCAGCAGCAUCUGUCUGGGUAACAAUGGAUGGAUUCUCGAGCACAUUGGAAGCCAUCAGCGAGUACACAAUCAUCCCAGAAAUACCUUUACGGCCAGCUUUUCAAGUCAUCGAACAGUUCAAGAACUUGCCGGAUUUCUUGGGCUUUCCGGCAUUCCUGGCAUUUCAACCCCAGGAUCACUCCACACAUGCGUUCCAAGAAGAUCGUCGUUUACCAGACAUAGAGGUCAUCUAUGCUAUGACAGCGUUUGCAGUUUUUGCAAAAGAAGCACAGGAACAAAGCCGAUCAGCCUCUGACGCUCUGAAAUACGCAUGUCAAAAUUGGGCCUUCCAUCUCUCGCGAGCUCCUAGUCCAUGGGAUAAAAGGCUCGACACUUUAUUCAAGCUCUUCUGGGAUCGUCACUUGCUCGCCUGGCUCGAAAGGCAGUGGUGCUUGAAAGGCUUGCGGUCUUGUCUCCUUGUUUUAUCUGAAGGGCAGAAACUUGCAAGGGAACGCCGCCAAGCUCCGCCGGGGCCAUCUCAGUCAUGAUGUUGGAAUCCGGCGAGGCUCGUCAAUAUUGGAAUGUCUAUCCCUAUGUUACGGACAAUUUACUUAUCUAUCCUAUCCGUACUAUAGUAAAGAACCUGCCGAGUCGUUAGAACAUCUCAGGUCUUUUCAUAGAGCCUGAGAUGUAAGUCUCAUAUUUUCGCGUUAUUCUACAGAGCUAACACACCAUUAGAUAUUUAUUCUACUAGGUACUUUACCCGCUCUUAUAACGAGGUCUUUUCAUAGAGCCUAAGAUAUAUUUAUUCUACUAGCUCUUAUUGCGCAUGGAUUAUUUUCAUAUCAUUCUUUUACGUUGCUCCAAUGUCUUUAGCUUUCAUUCAAAGUAUUUCUAGC